Molecule: messenger RNA, 1115 nt
Organism: Vitrella brassicaformis
Lineage: Eukaryota; Vitrellaceae
Source: the annotation of a GenBank genome assembly
CUUACUUAAAUGGGUGUCGGCCGCUUCAUGUUGCUCUGCGCUCUUCUUGUCGGCUUCGUGGUUGGUGGCCAGGGUCAGCAUGGCCCCACCCCCGAAGAUACCCAGGAUUGGAACUCCAGAGGUAAUCCGCUCGUGGGGCUGGUGCAUGGACAAACCGCAGAUGCAUUGCUUCCUUCUCACUUCCUUCUCACUUGCUGCGUGUUUUGCAGUGAUGACUGCCGACUAUCCCUCACAGACAGGUCGGUUAAACUUUCGCAAACAAACACACAGUUUUCCUUUGCAAAUGAGGUGUGGAGUCUCAAAGAGAGUUUGUUUGUUGCAGGGAAGAUAGGGGAUGAGCUUGCCAGCCUCAAACAGACCCUGCAGACACUCCAGGCCGAGAUGAAACGGACAGCAAUGGACGCUGGGAUGACGGACGCCUUCAAGACAGCCAUUCAGACCAUCCGAGCGAACGGCGAAGCCCUUCAGGCUGGAUUCUCAGCCGACAGCAUCAAGGCCGCAGCAAAGAGCCGAAGCAGUGAGUCGACAAAGAGGACGCACAGUGGGCAGAGUGCUCUACAUUGACGAUAUAUAUGUGGUGUCCUCUUGCGCAUCAGCGGGCCGGUGGAUGUACAAGUGGACGUCGGCAGAGCACUGCCUCGAGAACCAACGCAGCUACUGCCUCGAGGAAAAAGGUCCGCAAUUCCGCCUCAUUAUCGUGCAUGCAGGCAGGCAGGCAUUCCUUGGCCUCUCAUGUCUCUUUGUUUCUUCAGAGAAGGGCAGGUCCUGGACGGUGUUUGCCUUGGAUAAGAGCGGGAGCAAGGGUCAGCGGGUGGGGACGGCCGAGCCGAUCGAGGGCGAGAAGUGGGAAAGGCGAGUCAAGCUGGACGAGAAGCUGGGGGGCCACACAUGCGAAAUACUCAGUGAUGCCAGGUGCUAGCAGAUGAGGACAGGACAAUCUUCUCUCUCUUUUUCGGAAAGGCAUCUGUACCCAUCAUUCGUCACACGUGCAUCCAUCGGUUCCUUCUUACACACUGUGGAUGGACGCCAAGUCUUCUGUGCACACACGUAAAGGGCGGCUUCAUGUACACAAUACGAAGGAUGACGCAUUUUCCCACCCCAUUCCUCCCCCGCCC